This is a messenger RNA of Plectropomus leopardus (leopard coralgrouper), 2595 nucleotides long. The record is from RefSeq and is a predicted model, not a curated record. Lineage: Eukaryota; Metazoa; Chordata; Actinopteri; Perciformes; Serranidae.
CAACGGACCUCACAGUCAACAGACGCUGGGUGUACGGCAGUUAGUCGGUCGGUCGGUAAGCUACACCGGCAGAAGCCCACACGGAGAGAGGAAGACGUCACCUCACGGCUAUUUUCCAUUGACCAGUAAAGAGCCGGCAGAGAGAGGAACAGCAGAGAAGGCGAGCACAGGCGGAGAGGAUAAUUGCGUUUCUUGCUGCCCUGUGGGAACAUGGGAUAUAUGACCUCAUCAUUCACCUGUGAGGCUCUCCAGUAAAAAAAUCCAGAUAGCAGGAUGACUGAAGCAGCUGUAGAGAGCGCAGAUGUCCUCCUAAAACCUUGUGAUUUGACGUCAUGUGAUGUCAUCAGCUGCCAUUCCCCAUCGCCAUGCCUGUCCCCCUGCAUUCAGAAGGAGGAUGAGGAGUGUCAUCAUGACAGUAAGAAGCUGGAGCAGCAGAAAAGCUGUAACCAGGUGCAACCAAAGAAAAAAGUUAAGGCCAAAGGGAAGUUAGUGCGGAGUAUGGCUGUCUGUGAGGAGUCCUCACCAUUUGAAGACACCCAGGCAUAUCCAGACGCAAACAUCUCAUCCAGCUGCCAUGACAACGAGAGAACUUCCUGUAAGGAGGAAGACCAUGAGAACAGCGCAGAUCCAAAGAAACAUUCACUGUCCAAAGAGCUCAGCAUGGAGUACACCGAUUCCACCGGCAUAGACCUGCACCAAUUUAUCGUCGACACCCUCAACAGCAACCCCAGAGACCGCAUGAUCGUGGAGCAGGAGAUGAUCGACUAGAUCAACAGGAAAGGUCCCUUUAAGAAGUUUCCUCACAUGUCGUCCUACCACCGUAUGCUGGUCCAUCGGGUGGCGGCCUACUUUGGCAUGGAGCACAAUGUAGACCAGACAGGCAAGUCUGUCAUCAUCAACAGGACCAGCAGCACACGCAUACCGGAGCUGCGUUUUCUGGAUGAGGUGCACAAGGACAAGACAGAUGAGAUCCACCAGUGGAAAAUUAUUCUGAAGAGAGACAACAGCUCAGAUGACCAGAACCGACUUCACCCCUUACGGGAGAAGCAAAGCAAGUCGAUGGAGGAGAGAGAGGAGGAGUACCAACGAGCACGAGAUCGAAUCUUCAGCCAAGAGACACCCAGCACCCAGGAGAACACCCAUGCAGAAACCAGGACUGUGGAGGAGUACAAUCCAUAUGCUGAGACCCAGAGGAGAAGGCAGCUCUUCAGGGGGAGCCGUGACAGCUCAGGCUCCAGCUGGACAGGCAGCAGCAGGCAGAGCAGCACUGAGACUGACUGUCGCUACAGCAACGACCCCCGACCUUGGAGCAGCACAGACUCUGAUUCCUCCUACCAAUGGACGAGUCCCGCCCCAAAGCCCCGCCAAGUUGCCAACCACAGCUGGGACGCACGCGGUUCAGGCUCCAUCUCUCUUUUCAGACUGACGUCCACAGAUGAGCCUGCUCCUAACUCUGCCUACAUCAUGGAGAACGGGAUCCCACCAGGAAGCAUACUAGUGAACCCACAUACUGGGCAGCCUUUCCUGAACCCUGAUGGAACCCCUGCUGUGUACAACCCUCCGGACAGCCAGCAGCCAAUCAGGAGCCAGCCUCAGCUUCAAGGCUCUCCCUCUCAGGUGGUUCAGUACUCGUCUGUCUCGUACACAGCUCCACAGAUGUUGCCUGUCACUCCCUCACAGCCAUACACCACAAUUGAGGAUCUCUCCACGCAGUUCGCUCAUGUGAGCUGUCAGUCGACGGGUGAAGCUCCGCCCCUCUACCCUCCCAGUCAGGGUUACAUCUAUGCAGCUCCUCCCCCUCCUCCUCCCCCUCCCAGCCCCCCCAGCUACUGCCAACCCUCACCUCAGUUGCCUGUGUAUUAUUACGGCCAGUACCCUACCUCAGCUCAGCACCCAUGCAAGCCUGUCUCACCGAGCCAGCACAUCCAAAGCCAAGCAGCACAACCAACAGCAGGUUACGCCCCUGCUGUAGGGGUGCAGCCGUCGUCGCACACCCAGGCCCAGGCUGUGCUGGGGACCUACUCACCGAUGGCCUCUCAUCAGCACCGUAGCAUGGUUCAGGGAGGAAUUUCACUGUCCUAUCCCCAAAGUAAAGUUGUUGGUGGGGAGGCGGGUUACUGCUGCGUGGUGCCCCCACCCUCCCACCACGGCAGCUGCCAUCCUCCCAGCUGCACCAACCUCAGCGCCCCGGCCUGAGCGCACAGUACUGAUGAUGCCUCAACGGAUGGAGCGAUGAAGUUCCUGUGUGAACUCACACGCACACAUUCUUAACACCUUUUGUUUCACACUCACCUAAACCCGCCUUCCUCCUGACGAUGCCCACAGGGCACACCGUUCACACUCAUAACAAGCAUGUGCACACACACACACACACACACACACACACACACACACACACACACACUCACACACACACACACACACUGACUCACUCACAGAAAUGUACCACUGUACCAAAGCUUAAUAGUAUAUAUCAGAGCUGCUGUAUUGAAUGCAUAAUUUAUAUACACAAAUGGAGUUUUAUAUUGAUAUUAAAUUAUAUAUUGUGUUCCAAGGAAAUGCACUGUGUGAAUAGAAUAAACUGCUGUGGCUGGA